GGUCAGUCUGUCACUGUCAAAAGUUAUCAGUUAGGCUAGCUACGAUUUAGGUUAUGUUAUAAUUUUGCAAUAUCCUCCAUUAAUUUUUAUUUUAAAUUAAAUCGUACACUGUUCUGAUAAACACAAUCAAUGGAAGACUCUGUGACAGAUAAAAGGCCUCAAUUUGGGAACAGGCUUUUAGAAAAUGCAGAUGAUGUGUUCAAACAUAACGCGUGGGAUAAUGUUGAGUGGAAUGAAGAACAAGAAAAGGCAGCAAAAGUAAAAGUGGAACAAAACUCCCAAGUUACAUUUGCUGAAAAUGUUUUGAAGGACUUGGACGAAAAUGCUGAUAAGCAUUGGGAUGCGUUUUACAGCAUACAUCAAAACAGGUUCUUCAAAGACAGACAUUGGUUAUUCACCGAGUUUCCAGAACUGGCACCGGACAACACUACGGCACCACAAAGAGUUUUUCCCAACACCGAAACUCAAUCCACAACUGCACCUAUCCAACCAUCUGCAGAUACCUCAAAUCAAACUGAAUCUAAAACAGACUCAAGUAACUCUGUUAAACGGUACAUAUUUGAAAUCGGCUGCGGAGUUGGAAACACAAUAUUUCCUAUUCUACAAUACAGCCAAGACCCAAACCUGUUUAUAUACGGCUGUGAUUUUUCAUCAACUGCCAUUGAUAUUAUGAAAGAGAAUGAGCUGUAUGACACUAAGAGGUGUGAAGUUUUUGUUCUGGAUGCAACUGCAAUGGAGUGGAAUGUGCCGUUCAAAGAAAGCUCUAUUGAUAUAAUUGUGCUUAUCUUUGUUCUGUCAGCUAUUGAGCCUGGAAAGAUGUCAUCAGUUGUUCAACAAAUACACAAAUACCUAAAGCCAGGUGGACUAGUCGUCUUCCGCGACUAUGGUCGCUACGAUCUCGCCCAGCUUCGGUUUAAGAAAGGUCACUGCAUAUCUGACAACUUCUACGCCCGAGGUGACAAAACUAAGGUCUACUUCUUCACACAAGAAGAAAUAAAGAAUUUAUUUACAACGGCUGGUUUUACGGAGGAACAGAAUUUGAUUGACAGGAGAUUGCAAGUUAAUAGAGGAAAGAUGCUGACUAUGUACAGAGUGUGGAUUCAGGCGAAAUAUAGAAAGCCUUUAUAA
Leguminivora glycinivorella is the source of this 1128-nucleotide messenger RNA. RefSeq names its product tRNA N(3)-methylcytidine methyltransferase METTL2 (gene Mettl2). The record is from RefSeq and is a predicted model, not a curated record. Gene Ontology annotation, molecular function: tRNA (cytidine-N3)-methyltransferase activity. NCBI's taxonomy places the organism in Eukaryota, Metazoa, Arthropoda, Insecta, Lepidoptera, Tortricidae. Bases 130 to 1128 code for a protein of 332 amino acids. The transcript has 4 exons.